Molecule: messenger RNA, 2218 nt
Organism: Harpegnathos saltator (Jerdon's jumping ant)
Lineage: Eukaryota; Metazoa; Arthropoda; Insecta; Hymenoptera; Formicidae
Product: major facilitator superfamily domain-containing protein 12
Exons: 7
Coding region: 350-1828 (492 amino acids)
Biological process (GO): carbohydrate transport
Cellular component (GO): plasma membrane
Molecular function (GO): symporter activity
Source: RefSeq, a predicted model, not a curated record
CGGCGCGCGUCGCCUGAGAUUCACCGUUUAUACAAGCAGUGCGUCUGCAGAGUGAAGGCAAGUGUUUUCUUCGAUCUCGAUCAUUGUCAAUCGGUAAUCAAUGAACAAAGAUUAAUGCCAAAUAAAGAGGUGCACCGUCGUGUGUUACUUGGAAAGUAAACAAUAUGACAAUGCGUCCUAUCGCAGUUUUUAUUUUCCAUUGUUCAACGGGAUGACCCGGCUAUAUAAACGUUGACUCACACAAGAUAUCUCUCAGUGAAAUAUAUAAAUCAUCAUUUGUCGUUGAUCUACGCUAUCGACAGGUCGGAAGGAGUUACCUAUUCAUGCCCUUCAACGAUUCUUCGCCACAAUGGAAUUUGAUGCAAGAAGAAUGGAGAACGAUUAUACAGAGAUAAUACAGAGACUUCCUCUGUCGCUGAGGUUAGCCUAUGGUACUGGUCAUGUGCUAAAUGACAUCUGCGCUUCUAUAUGGUUUACAUAUCUGUUAGUAUUCUUCCACCUUGUGCUCGGAUUUGAUCCAACUCUGUGUGGUGUUGUAUUGCUUAUCGGUCAGAUAGCAGAUGCCAUGGUUACCCCGUUCGUCGGUUUACACUCCGACAGAAAUGAUGAUUUUUGGUUGUGCAGAUAUGGCAGAAGGAAAACCUGGCACUUAUUAGGCACUGUUUGUGUAAUUCUAGCCUUCCCAUUUAUAUUCUCACCUUGUGUCGGCUGUGAAAACGCACAUCAAGGGGCACAAUUGGUUUACUAUGCAGCUUUUGUAGUAAUUUUCCAAUUUGGUUGGGCGGCGGUACAAAUAUCCCACUUGUCCUUAGUACCAGAGCUUACUCCUACUGAUCAUGAGAGGACUCAACUUAUAGCUAUAAGAUACACGUUUACCGUCUUCUCCAAUGUACUUGUUUACUGUAUCAUGUGGGGUGUACUGCAUAUAACGAGCGAUCAAGGUGCAGAUGCUCAGAUUGGACCUGGUGAUGUUCACAAAUUUCAAAAAGUUGUUCUAAUUGGAAUAGGCAUUGGGCUUGUAGCAUCCCUUAUAUUUCACGUUUUUCUUAAAGAAGGAGCUAAUGGUAAUGGCGAUACUAAUGAUGUACUUCGUAGAAACACUAGGACAGCAUCAGUAUUAUUGAAAGAUACAAAAUUGUAUCAAGUAGCUUGUGUCUACAUGUCUACGCGAUUAUAUAUCAAUUUAUGCCAAGUUUAUAUUCCUAUGUACUUACACGUGUCGCUGAGUAUGCCUGCAGCUUCCCUGGCUUACAUACCGCUGGCGAUGUUCUUGAGUAGCUUCUUGAUGUCAUUAUUUAUAGAGAGGCUCAAUACAAAAUUGGGCCGGAAAAUCGCGUAUUCUAUUGGUGCUUUACUUGCGAUAUGCGCUAGCGUAUGGAUACAAUUCGGCAACAGCGACACGUAUAUCAAAUACGAAAUAUAUCCUGUGGCCGUGUUGUUAGGCUCCGCCGGUUCAAUCAUGUUGGUGACAAGUCUUGGUAUUUGCGCAGACUUAAUAGGACAAAAUACCGAGAGCGGUGCUUUCGUGUACGGAGUUAUGAGCUUUAUGGAUAAGCUCAGCAACGGCUUCGCGGUUAUGCUCAUUCAAUACCUAGUAAAACGGUGCUCGACCAGUUGUAAUAAUUAUUACAGGGAUAUUCUCACGUAUGUUUGCGGUGGAUCCGCGAUAUUCGGUUUACUGAUGAUUCUAUACAUGAGACCGUUCUCCCAUGAUAUGGCUUACAGUACGUUACACCACAAUGGGAACGAGGAUCGAGAUCCGUCUAUAGAAAACUUAGCAAACGAGGGUGCCGAGGUAUCCUUCACGGGACACGCACAUGUUACAUAAUGCAUAUUAAUAUAUAGUUUAUGAAAAUUUUAGCACAAAAUGCGGACCGUAAAGACAUUGAUAUUUAAUAACAAAGAAGAAAGCAACAUGCGUUGCUAUAUGUAUUAACAAGGUACUAUCUUUUUUAUAUUCUACAGAUCUCUAUUGUUGAUAUUACUGUUGAUAUAGAUAUUGAUAUUAAUGUUGAUAUUAAUGCGAAAGUGCGCUACAGUUUACACUUUUGUUCAUAUUUAUACAUAUAUAUAUAUAUAUAUAGCGUUGUUUAUUCUAACGCGAGACCAAUGUAAGCAAUUUCCUCUUUUUUUCUAUAUCUUAUACAUUGUGAUGAUUGUGAGAUACAUCUCUGAAUUAUAGUAUGAAAAAUAAAGAGCAAUAUGUUACUUCUCAAAA